UAUUAAUAUAGGUGCAUUAGCAUAAACAUUACAUGUACCCCAUUUAUAUAUUUUCUGUGUCUGAUCUCUCCAUUUCUUUUUGAGACUUUUUGGAAUUUUGUUUCAAAGUAAAAAAGGACUUUCCUCUAAGGGUGCAUCACAGAUUCCGUUGUGUCUAAGUUUCAAAAAUUUCCUGUUAGUUGUGUUCAAUUAUCAUUCUACCGAUUGAAAAAUAUGGAUGUAAUGGGGGACUAUGGUAAAGGAAAAAUUAAAGGUCCUAUUAGUAUAACAUCAGCUUUAACUUCAGCAUUUCUUGAAUGGUUGCUCAUGAUUUUUCUGUUUAUUGACGGUGGUUUCGCCUACUUAGUCACGAAGUUUGCCCAGUAUUGCCAAUUGCAAGUUCCAUGUUUGCUUUGCUCGAGGCUUGAUCAUGUUCUUGGCAAAGAAAGAGCUGGAUUUUACUGGGAAUUAAUCUGCCCUAAUCAUAAGUAUAGGAUAUCUUCAUUAGUUCUAUGUCAUAAUCACAAUAACCUUGUUGAUGUUCAUGGGAUGUGUGAGAGUUGCCUAUUCUCGUUUGCCACAGUGAAUAAGUCGAAUGCUGAAACCUACCGAUUGCUGGUUGGAAAAUUGGGGGCAGAGCCUUACCUAACUGAUGAGGAUCCUUUACUCGAGGAGAAAACAAAGAGUUCGUCAGGAGUAAGAAAAUGUUAUUGUUGUGAAGAGGAAUUUGUUACCGGAGGAUAUGCUAAAAAAUUGUUCAAGAUUACAUCUUCGUGUGCUGACACAGUUGAACUUGAUGCACCUUUGUCUGUGACUAAUGGACAAGAAAGGGGUGACCCCAAGGAGAUUGAAAAUGAGGCAUCGACAUCAGUCUCAGUCUUUGUUCCUUCACCUCGUUUGGAGUACAAAAAGGUAAAGGUUGUCUCCGAUUCUGAAUCAGAAGCUGCACACUCGGAUAGUGAUAGUGCUAGUCCUCUAAUCCGUGCAAGGGACUAUUCUAUAGACGAUUUAUCUGAUAGAUGCUUGCAUCCAGAACCUCAAAUUUUUACCGUCACUGAUGACUUUGCUACCGAGAAACUAAUACAUUCGGCUUCAGUGCCUGAACCAUCACUUCUGGAUCAAGAGAUAGACUUAAUGACUAGAGAUUUUUCGUCUGUUACAACCUCGGAUGCAGUUGUUGGGCUUGGAUCAGAGGAAGUUAGCUGGCAGCAACCUGAACGGAAGACUGAUGCAUCUGUCCCAUCUGAUCUCAUAAGUUUUGAUGAAGUCAACCAGUUGUCCGAUGUCAAGGAAAAUAUUGUUGAUUUAGCAAGAGAGACCUCAGCAGGUGAGACGGUCGACCAAGUUGUCGAAGAUUGUGGGGAAGUUUCCAGGUCAAAAAGUGAUGAGAUCCCAAAGAGUGAAACAGAAUUGGAUUCUAAACCAGAGCCAACUGAGAGUACUUUAAAGACAGAUGAUGCUUUUGAUCUAGGUGAUGCUUAUAAGCUGGCCGUUGGAAACGAUUGCGGGGAAGUUUCCAGGUCAAAAAGUGAUGAGAUCCCAAAGAGUGAAACAGAAUUGGAUUCUAAACCAGAGCCAAAUGAGAGUAGUUCACAGGCAGAUGAUGCUUUUGAUCUAGGUGAUGCUUAUAAGCUGGCCGUUGGAAACAAAGGGAGGCAAUUAUCCGAAAAGUUUUUGGAGCAGAGGUCAUUCAAGGAUUCUACACGAAUGAGUGAAGAUCUAAAGGUCCUACUUACGCAACUCUCUGCUGCUCGUGGUACCGAUUCUAUAUUGAGUGAGAUGAGCCCGAGGAUGUCUGUGAAUGGUGAGGAAUUUAGAACUCUUGAAGCUUCUAGCUCUAUUGGAAUGCAGAUACUUCAUCAAAGGAUCUCGCUUGAGAGAAAUGAAUCUGGUUUAUCUCUGGAGGGAAGCACAGUGAGUGAAAUUGAAGGUGAGAGUGUGUCUGAUCGUUUGAAACGGCAGGUGGAGUAUGAUAGAAAAUUAAUGGCUGCUCUCUAUAGAGAGUUGGAGGAAGAGAGAAAUGCAUCCUCAGUUGCUGCAAAUCAGGCGAUGGCAAUGAUUACAAGAUUGCAAGAGGAGAAGGCAGCACUACACAUGGAAGCUUUGCAGUGCCUAAGAAUGAUGGAAGAACAAGCUGAAUAUGACAGUGAAGCACUGCAGAAUGCAAAUGAUCUUCUCGCGCAAAAGGAGAAAGAGAUCCAAGAUUUUGAAACUAAACUUGAACUUUACAAGAAGAAACUUGGGAAUAUGGCUCUCUUUGAGGAUGCACUCGAGGCAAGUUAUGAUUCAAAUAAAGCUAAGCAAGCUGAUACAAUGUGCAGUGAUGACAGUUCAGCUGUUCAUGGCGACGUAAUUGCUCAUAAUCCCACCAGCAGCAGUAGAAGUGGUGAGGUCUUGACACCAUUGGGAGUGGAUAACAUAGAUAACGGGAGCCCCUUGCUUGAUUUGGAGAGUGAAAGGGAGCAACUUGUGCUUUGUUUGAACAAAUUAGAAGAAAGACUCCAUUUGCUCUCUAAGCAUGAGGCUUGUCAAGACUUUGCUAAUGGUAACUGCGAGUUUUCAACAGAAGAAUGGGUUGAAGUAGGUAAUCCGGAAGAAUUGGACCAUAGGGAGUCUUCUAGAAGUAAUGGUAAAAUAGAGGAAAAUGUUCCCCCAGAGUCAAUCACAGACAGAAGCCCUUCUGGUGAAGAAGUAUCUAUUAGCAAGUUUCCAGAAUCACUACAGAAAGGAAGGGAUGGGAGCAAAUCUGGGCAGUGUACUAAUGGAGAUUCUGAGUUAGUGAGUCUGAAAAAUGAGUUAUCAGUUUUGAGCAGCAGACUGGAAGCACUUGGUAUAGAACAUAGCUUUCUUGAUCAGUCCAUAAAUUCAUUGAGGAAUGGAAAGGAUGGACAUCGACUGAUUGAGGAGAUAGCUGGUCACCUGCGACAGUUGCAUUUUGUUUUCGAAAGAUCGAGUGGUGAACUUGCGCAUUAAUAAAGAUUAAAUUAAAGCUGACUCUUUCUCCUAGAGCAUGAAGUGUACAGUUUUUGGGUGAACACAAACAUGGUUUCUCCCAUUGGUAGAAGUCUACAAACAGCAUUUUAGCUUUGUGUGAUAUGGUUUUUUCAGUGAUUUUUUUGCUUAUUCAUCCUUUUCGAUUCAUUAUUACAUUUGUUUGAGUAAAGAUUGUUUGUAAAGUUGAAACUCAAUAUCCCUAUAAUUUGAUGUAAAGUUUUGCUAGAGUGGCUUGAAUCAUGAUAUUAAUUUGGUGGAUUAAUGAAUUUGUUGUGAUAAAA
Molecule: messenger RNA, 3254 nt
Organism: Solanum pennellii
Lineage: Eukaryota; Viridiplantae; Streptophyta; Magnoliopsida; Solanales; Solanaceae
Product: myosin-binding protein 1-like
Exons: 4
Coding region: 214-2952 (912 amino acids)
Molecular function (GO): myosin binding
Source: RefSeq, a predicted model, not a curated record